Exserohilum turcica Et28A is the source of this 1497-nucleotide messenger RNA. RefSeq lists its product as uncharacterized. The record is from RefSeq and is a predicted model, not a curated record. Gene Ontology annotation, biological process: GABA catabolic process. Lineage: Eukaryota; Fungi; Ascomycota; Dothideomycetes; Pleosporales; Pleosporaceae. The transcript has 4 exons. Gene Ontology annotation, molecular function: succinate-semialdehyde dehydrogenase (NAD+) activity. The coding region runs from base 1 to 1497 and encodes 498 amino acids.
AUGGGCCACUCAGUACCACCUCUCAACGACAAGUCUCUGCUCAAGAGCCAGACAUAUGUCAAUGGAGAAUGGAUAGGCGCAAAGUCUGGCAAGACUUUCGAGGUCCACGAUCCAGCAACAGGCAAGCUCAUAGGCUCCAUGCCCGAGAUGGACCGCGCCGACACCGAAGCUGCCAUUGCUGCCGCAGCAGCAGCUCUUCCUUCAUUCCGCAAGACUACCGGUCGCGAACGCUCACGCAUGCUCCGAAAGUGGUACCAGCUCAUGGUUGACAAUGCAGAGGACCUGGCCAAGCUCAUCACAUGGGAGAACGGAAAGCCCCUGGCAGAUGCAAAGGGAGAGGUCAACUACGCUGCCAGUUUCUACGAGUGGUUCGCGGAAGAGGCGCCGCGCAUCUACGGAGAGACGAUUCCCGCGUCAGUUGCUGGGAACAGGGUGUUUACUAUCAAGGAACCAGUUGGCGUUGUCGGGCUGAUCACACCGUGGAACUUCCCAGCGGCAAUGAUCACAAGGAAAAUUGGCCCUGCCCUAGCUGCUGGCUGUACAGUGGUCGCAAAGUCUCCCGGCGAGACACCUUUCACAGCUGCUGCUCUAGCUGAGCUUGCACACCGCGCGGGAAUCCCCAAGGGUGUCGUCAACUUUGUCACCGCACUGAAAAACACAGCCGAAGUCGGCGAGACCAUCACAUCCAGCAAGACUGUCAAGAAAAUCUCCUUUACUGGUUCCACAGGCGUAGGCAAGCUUCUGAUGAAGCAGUCCUCCGACACGCUCAAGAAACUCUCGUUCGAACUCGGCGGAAACGCACCUUUUAUUGUUUUCGACGACGCCGACCUCGAAGCCGCUGUAGCAGGAGCCAUUGCAUCCAAGUUCCGUUCUUCCGGCCAGACAUGCGUGUGCGCCAACAGAAUCUACGUUCAAUCAGGCAUCUACGACGAAUUCUGCACAAGGUUCACCGAGAAAGUCAAGGCGUUCAAGGUUGGCGGUGGAUACGAUGCAAGCACCACACACGGCCCUCUGAUCCACGACCGCGCGGUGUCAAAGGUCGACGCGCACGUCCAAGAUGCCGUGAAGAACGGUGCAAAGGUCCUGUUCGGCGGCCAGAAGCUUCCUGAGCUUGGUGACAACUUCUACCAGCCCACCGUUCUCCGCGACAUGACCGUGGAUAUGCAGCUUGCCAAGGACGAGACUUUUGGUCCCGUCGCAGGUCUCUUCCCCUUCAACACCGAAGCCGAUGUCGUCAAGCUGGCUAACGCGGCCGACGUGGGUCUCGCGGGCUACUUCUUCAGCAGAGAUAUCCAGAGGGUGUACAGGGUGGCCGAGGCUCUGGAAGUCGGCAUGGUCGGCGUCAACACGGGUCUCAUUUCAGAUGCUGCCUCGCCUUUUGGCGGCGUCAAGGAAUCCGGAUUCGGCAGAGAAGGAAGCCAUCUCGGUGUUGCAGAGUACACGGUUACAAAGACCAUCACAAUGGGCGGAAAUGGCCAGCCGUUGCAGGGCGAGUGA